AUGGCAGAGGAGAAGACCUUUCGCUACGGGUUCAUCAUGUUGGGUUUCUUCCUGGUGAUGACGGGGAUGUUCAUCAUGAGUGUGGAAAAACCCCAGAUCUACAUCACCUUCUGCGCCCUGGGCGUCCUGCUCGUCACCGUCGGCAUCAUCUGGAGCAUGUGCCAGUGCUACCCCAAGAUCACGUUCGUCCCCGUGGACCUGGAGGCUGAGCGGUUCCUGGAGCACAAACCCACCAUGCUGCAGGACGGGGACAGCCGCUUGAUUGUGCCCUGUCCAAACUGCGAGGCCAGCAGCCCCUACAAGAAGAGCCUGCCAUCCUACGAGCAGAUCCAGCGGCAGGAGGGGGGCUCGGCCCCGCUCCCACCCGUGGCCCAGCCCAGACCCCACG
This is a messenger RNA of Pterocles gutturalis (yellow-throated sandgrouse), 388 nucleotides long. RefSeq names its product barttin CLCNK-type chloride channel accessory beta subunit (gene BSND). Gene Ontology annotation, molecular function: chloride channel regulator activity. The transcript is spliced from 3 exons. The record is from RefSeq and is a predicted model, not a curated record. The annotation marks the transcript as partial. Gene Ontology annotation, biological process: chloride transport. Gene Ontology annotation, cellular component: basolateral plasma membrane. NCBI's taxonomy places the organism in Eukaryota, Metazoa, Chordata, Aves, Pterocliformes, Pteroclidae.